Molecule: messenger RNA, 4049 nt
Organism: Neoarius graeffei (lesser salmon catfish)
Lineage: Eukaryota; Metazoa; Chordata; Actinopteri; Siluriformes; Ariidae
Gene: nsfb
Product: N-ethylmaleimide-sensitive factor b
Exons: 22
Coding region: 216-2459 (747 amino acids)
Biological process (GO): SNARE complex disassembly; intra-Golgi vesicle-mediated transport; Golgi to plasma membrane protein transport
Cellular component (GO): Golgi stack
Molecular function (GO): ATP binding; ATP hydrolysis activity
Source: RefSeq, a predicted model, not a curated record
CUCUCUCACUCACACACACUCUCUCUCUCUGUCACUCACACACACUCUCUCUCUCUGUCACUCACACACACACUCUCUCUCUCACACACACACACUGUCUCACUGAACGCGGCUUUUAUUUUGACACGCCGCAGUGUCCACUCUCCCCGUGUGGAGUUAGUGAUUCACUCAGCGCUUCUCCUCACUGCUGCACCACCUUUAAAACAUACAACAACAUGGCUGGCAGGAUGAUGCAGGCAGCGCGAUGUCCGACUGACGAGCUCUCGCUGACCAACUGUGUGGUCGCCAAUGAGAAGGACUACAAGUCAGGACAACAUGUGAUGAUCAGGACCACGCCCACGCACAAGUACGUGUUCACAGUGAGGACGCAUCAGAGCGUUGUGCCUGGGACCCUCGCCUUCAGCUUACCCCAGAGGAAAUGGGCGGGUCUCUCUCUCAAUCAGGACGUGGAAGUCAGCAUCUACAACUUUGACACAUCCAGGCAGUACAUUGGAACGAUGACUCUGGAAAUCGACUUCCUGCAGAAGAAGAACGCAGACAGUAACGCUUAUGACUCGGACAAGAUGGCCAUCGAGUUCAUCCAGAGUUUUAACUCUCAGGCGUUCUGCUUGGGCCAGCAGUUCGUGUUCAGCUUCUGUGAGAAGUAUUUUUUGCUGGUAAUAAAAGGAGUGGAGGCGAUGGACCCCAGCAUACUGAAGGGGGAGCAGAGCUCCAGCAAGAAAAACAAGAUCGAGGUUGGCUUGUUGCACGGUAACAGUCAAGUAAUUUUUGAGAAGGCAGAGAGCUCCUCCAUCAACCUGAUUGGUAAGGCGAAGUCUCGAGGCACACGACAGUCCAUCAUUAACCCUGACUGGAAUUUUGAGCGGAUGGGAAUCGGAGGCCUGGACAAGGAAUUCUCCGACAUCUUCCGCCGUGCCUUCGCCUCUCGGGUUUUCCCUCCAGACAUUGUGGAGCAGAUGGGUUGUAAGCAUGUUAAAGGCAUUCUGCUGUUUGGACCUCCUGGCUGUGGUAAGACGCUGAUGGCACGUCAGAUAGGAAAGAUGCUGAACGCUCGAGAGCCCAAGGUGGUCAACGGCCCCGAGAUCCUCAACAAAUAUGUGGGCGAGUCGGAGGCCAACAUCAGGAAACUGUUCGCUGAUGCAGAGGACGAGCAGAAGAGGCUGGGAGCGAAUAGUGGACUUCACAUCCUCAUUUUCGAUGAGAUCGAUGCCAUUUGCAAGCAGCGAGGCAGCAUGGCGGGCAGCACCGGCGUCCAUGACACUGUCGUCAACCAGCUGCUGUCCAAAAUCGACGGCGUGGAGCAGCUCAACAACAUCCUGGUCAUAGGCAUGACUAAUCGGCCGGACCUGAUCGAUGAAGCUCUGCUGAGGCCCGGGAGACUGGAGGUCAAGAUGGAGAUUGGUCUGCCGGACGAGUCGGGACGUGUCCAGAUCCUGAACAUCCACACAGCCAAAAUGAAGCAGUCGAAAAUGCUGGCGCACGACGUGGACAUCAAGGAGCUGGCCGUCGAGACCAAGAACUACAGCGGGGCGGAGUUAGAGGGACUCGUACGAGCGGCGCAGUCCACUGCCAUGAACCGUCACAUCAAGGCUAGUAAUCGGGUGGAGGUGGACACUGAAAAGGCCCAGUCUCUGCAGGUCAACCGGCGUGACUUCUGGGCGUCGCUGAAUAAUGACAUCAAACCCGCGUUCGGCACCAAUCAGGAAGAUUACUCCAGCUACAUCCUGAAUGGCAUUGUGAAGUGGAGUAACGCCGUGUCUGAGAUCUUGGGAGAUGGAGAGCUGCUGGUGCAGCAGACCAAAAACAGUGAGCGCACACCAUUAGUGACGGUGCUGCUAGAAGGUCCACCUCACAGUGGGAAGACCGCACUGGCAGCUAAAAUCGCAGAGGACUCGCAGUUCCCCUUCAUCAAAAUCUGCUCUCCAGACAAGAUGAUUGGCCACUCGGAGAUCGCCAAGUGCCAGGCCAUCAAGAAGAUAUUCGAUGACGCCUGUAAGUCUCAGCUGAGCUGCGUGGUGGUGGAUGAUAUCGAGCGACUCCUGGACUUUGUUCCGAUUGGACCUCGUUUCUCAAACUCGGUUCUGCAGGCCCUGCUGGUGCUGCUCAAGAAGUUGCCUCCUCGUGGUCGUAAGCUGCUGAUCUUGGGCACCACCAGCCGUAAAGAUGUGCUGCAGGAGAUGGGGAUGCUGGAUGCCUUCAGCACAACCAUCCACAUCCCCAACAUCUCCAGAGGAGAGCACCUGAUGGAGGCCCUGGAGCUGCUGGGAGGCUUCCAGGAAGAUGAACGUGCACAAAUUGCUAAGGAAGUGAAAGGCAAACGAGUGUGGAUCGGCAUUAAGAAGCUUCAGAUGCUCAUUGAGAUGUCCCUGCAGAUGCCGUGUGAAUACAGAGUUAAUAAGUUUUUGGCUCUGCUGACAGAAGAGGGCGCGUUGGGCUCUGAUAAACAUGUGACUUUAUAAAGCUCCGCCGCAGGAACACGGCCACACACUCUCAGGUCGUCACGGUGUGUCGCGUCGUGUCGUGUCGUGUGCUGCUGUGGAACUGACGCCGUCACUCUGUCCUGCCCAACACAAGUUGUACUGGUUAGCGAUUCCACCGAGUGCUGCUCACGGACGCUGGUGUGUAUGUACACGCUGCAGUGAUCAGAGCUACGGCGGUAAAAACUGCUCACGCUCCCAUUGAAACUAGAUCUGCGCGUGCCUUUCAACAAGAUAUGUUUAUAAGUUGAUUGUGUGUGUGUGUGUGUGUGUGUGUGUGUGUGUGUGUGCUUACACUAGGCAUUAAACAUUCCUGUUCCUGUUUGAUCUAAAGUGAUGCCUUAGUCUUAAUAUUGUUCACUUGAGGUUGAUUUGAAGUUUAGUUUUGUAAAAAAAAAAACUAAUAAUAAUUAAAGCAAAACUCACAUUCUCCAUUUCAGUGAAGGACAUCUUUAAUUUUUUCUAGUUUUUGCUCCGUGAUGAACUGUCAGCUCGUGAGAUGAAACGAUCUUAUCGUUCCUACAUGAUAUUACACUGCCAUGAUAUCCAGUGAUGUUCAUUGUCCAGCUUGGUGAUAUUCGAACUAGACCUGCCAAAUGUUUUGCCACAAUUUUUUUUUUUUUGUGUGUGUGUGUUGGCUUGGCGCAUUCCUGCUCUACCCUGCGAGCAGCAGCAUCAGUAUAAAUGUCUGCCAUGUGGACAUCAGGAUCAUAUUGAACUGUUCUGUUAUUUUAUUUUUUUAACUAUUUACUUCACAUAAACCUGAAAUGGUAGAAAUGUAGUCGUUUCUUUGUAGGUUCUGGACGAUUAAAUCAUUUAUCAUGAUGUUUUAAAAUGGAAGCUCUUGAGCAGGGAAUAAUGAAUAUCUUGCAAGCCUAAGACAUGAGUUUUUCUCAGGCGGCGCACAAGUAUGACGAAUGCAAAGCUCUGACCGACUGAUCUUCUCUUUAAAUCUUUACAGGUUUAACAUUGCUCGGUGGGAUGUUAGGGGUUUUUAUAACUAAACCCUGAGUUGAUACUUUUCCAGAGUUUUCUUUUUCUUUUUAUAGCUGAUGUUUGUUUAGAUAUGUUCUCUAAAUGUUGGAUUUUUCCAGGAAGUGGUGUUUUAUACUGAGGUCACGUCACACUUGAAUCACACACACGGGGUCAACUCUGUUCAACAAAUUUUGUGACUUCUAACAGUAACCAGUUUUUAUUAGAGAUUUUGGUGGUUUCAUGGCAGAGGGGUGGAGGAAUACUUACUCUCUUAUAAUAUUUUGUCUUUAUACACACACACACACACAGAGUAUAUAUAUAAUGUGUGUGUGUGUGUGUAUAUAUAUAUAUAUAUCUCACAUCUCAUCUCAUUAUCUGUAGCUGCUUUAUCCUGUUCUACAGGGUCGCAGGCGAGCUGGAGCCUAUCCCAGCUGACUACGGGUGAAAGGCGGGGUUCACCCUGGACAAGUCGCCAGGUCAUCACAGGGCUGACACAUAGACAUAGACAACCAUUCACACUCACAUUCACACCUACGCUCAAUUUAGAGUCACCAGUUAACCUAACCUGCAUGUCUUUGGACUGUGGGGGAAACCGGA